This is a messenger RNA of Bursaphelenchus okinawaensis, 2337 nucleotides long. The record is from the annotation of a GenBank genome assembly. NCBI's taxonomy places the organism in Eukaryota, Metazoa, Nematoda, Chromadorea, Rhabditida, Aphelenchoididae.
AUGCUGCCUAGGUUAAUAUGUAUCUCAUUACUAUGUUUAUAUACGACUGCCAGUCCCGUAGUAGAAACUAAGGUUGGUACGAUAGAAGGAUUUGAACAUAAAGUAAUAAAUGGCCAAUCUGUUGACAUAUUCUUGGGUAUUCCUUAUGCAAAACCACCCGUUGGAGAGCUGAGGUUUGAGGUAUGUUAUAGUAUCAUAGUUAUAAAGUACUGAUAAAAUUAAAAAUUUUUUAAAUUUUGAAGUUUUAUUGAAAAUUUUGAUAAUAAUGACAAGUUUUCAAUCCUAAAUAUAUAUAUCAACAUACUUUAUGACAUAAAUAACAGUCGUACAACUUUUCAGCGUCCUCAACCCCACGAACCCUUUACCCAUACCCUCAGGGCCAAAAAGUACUCAGCAGGCUGCCCAUCCCACGCUGAUGUUGAUGCCCUAUCUCCAGAGAAUGAAGACUGUCUUACCCUUAAUAUUAUGGCGCCAAAGCCAAAAGAAAUACCAGUACCAGACAAAGGGUACCCAGUUUUGUUUUGGAUUCAUCCUGGGGGAUACUGUAUUGGGUCUGCCAGCUGGUUUUCGUACGAAUCGAUUGCCGAAAACUUUGUUUCCAGAGGCAUCAUUGUGGUCACGGUCAACUACAGAUUAGGGUUCUUGGGUAGGUAAAAUACGGCUUUUUUUUGUUCUUUUUAUAAUUGAUAAUCAAUUUUAUUGAUUUCCUUUUAAAACGAAGCCAGCUUAUUUUAAAAAUAUAAAUUGCAAAUUUUUUGAAACUUAAUAUUUCAGGAUUCGCGGCAACCGGAGACUCCACCUUCUCCGGAAACAAUGGUCUUUUUGACCAAACCUUGGCCUUAGAAUGGGUCUACAACAACAUAAAAUCCUUCAACGGUGACUCACGAGCCAUUACAGUAUGGGGUCUAAGUGCUGGCAGUGCCAGUGCAGCUCAAUUAAGUGUCUCACCGUACUCUCGACAAUUCGUUUCCAAGUCGAUUCAGAUGUCAGGCAGUUUCUUUGCAUCGUGGACGACUUCUGAUCAAGUCAUCAAUGAAACCUGGAAGUUAGUGACAGCCGUUGGAUGUGACAGAGAUUCGACUACAGAAGUGAAGCAAUGUUUGAAGAAUAAGAGCUACAGACACCUUCUGGAUGCUUCUCAUCAUAUUGGCAUUAACAGACAGUCACUGAACUUGGCAUUAUAUCAGCCUCGACUCGAUGGCGACUUCUUUCCUCGAGAUUAUGUUGAGUUACUGGCUGAGAGCAGAAUAACAACUUUUGUUGGCUCGGCCAACGAUGAAAGUAUCCUUUUUGGUAAGUUUUUAUCAAAAUAUUUUUUAAAGUUGCCUUUUCAUUUGAAAUCGUUUUUAAAAUUUCUGUUUUUAACAUUCAGGCCUUAUAAAGCAAAUUUUUAGCUGUUUUCAAUGCGAUGAGCUCGAUAAACGGUCUCGGCCUGAAACCGGAAGAAAUUCCAACAUUAACAGUGAGUGAUCUCAAGCGAAGAAUCCGCGACAACCUAUUUCCUGCUCAUGAAUAUGGCAAAAGAGCAAAGCAAAUCCAAAACCGAGUAAUCAACUAUUACCUGGAAAACCUCAAAAACCAAGAAGACCCUUUGGAAUUGACUGAAAUCUACGCCAAAAUCCAAACUCACAUGCAAUUCUUUGUCCCAAUGCUCUACGAACUAAUGGAACGGUCAAAGUAUGAUGUGCCGGUAUAUGUCUAUCACAACAAUUACUAUGCUGAUCACCACUUUCCAGCCGAAGCACCGUUUAGAGCUGCCAUUCAUGCGGCCGAAAUGAAGGCAAUGUUCGACUUUCCUAUUCCUGACAAUUAUGAACAUACUCUGGAAGAUCUGGAACAUAAAGAACGACUGAUCACGGCAAUUGAAAAGUUUGUAAAGACUGGGUAAGUAGUAUAUUUAUGGAACUACCAGGCCAGCGGGGGCCCAAUUUAUGGAACAUUAACGAACUGUUACCUAAAACAUAGCGUUUUGAUGCUUUUAAGGUUCUAUUAUAUUUUUUUAGAUUGAAAAAGUAGAACUUUUAAGCCAAAACCGUGAUGUUACAUUACGAUACACCUACGAUAAUUUUUUGAAAACUUUUUCCAUGACAAUACUAUCUUAUCUUUAACCAUAUUACCUUCAGAAACCCUUCAACCGACCAAAUUUCCUGGCCAAGCAUCUCGAAGCAGAAUCCUUUCAAACAUGUUCAUCUUGAAGCCAAAGCUGAAGUCAAAGACACAUUCGACCAGAAACUGGUUGACUUCUGGCUCAAGAUGAGGGAAGACUUUGGCGACAUUGUCGUUCGAAACAUCCACUUCGGUUACUAUGUUGAUGAACACGAGAAAACCGAGUUUUAG